AUGGCGUCGAAGCGCAAGGCGACGGCCAUGGGCACCACCGUCACCGAGGAACCAGUAGAUCCAUCUGAUGAGCUCAUGUUCCUGUGUCUCGGAGGCGGCAACGAAGUGGGCAGGUCAUGUCACAUCAUUCAAUACAAGGGCAAGACUAUUAUGCUUGAUGCUGGCCAACAUCCAGCCUAUGAUGGCCUUGCUGCGUUGCCCUUCUUCGACGACUUCGACUUGAGUACUGUAGAUGUACUGCUCAUCAGCCAUUUCCACGUGGACCACGCCGCUUCUCUUCCCUAUGUCUUGGCGAAGACGAAUUUCAGGGGUAGGGUCUUCAUGACCCAUGCCACCAAAGCCAUCUACAAGUGGCUCAUCCAAGAUAGUGUUCGAGUUGGCAAUACGUCGUCCAAUCUCACCACACAGCCCGUAUAUACCGAACAAGAUCAUCUCAACACCUUCCCUCAAAUUGAGGCAAUCGAUUACCACACCACGCACACCGUAUCCUCGAUCAGGAUAACUCCGUACCCCGCGGGCCAUGUUCUGGGUGCUGCCAUGUUCCUGAUCGAAAUAGCAGGACUCAAGAUAUUCUUCACCGGAGAUUACUCUAGAGAGCAAGAUCGACAUUUGGUCUCCGCGGAGGUCCCGAAAGGGGUCAAGAUCGAUGUUCUAAUCACAGAAUCAACCUACGGAGUAGCCAGUCAUGUGCCCCGAUUGGAUCGAGAGCAGAUGUUGAUGAAGUCAAUAACCGGUGUGCUCAACCGCGGCGGCCGGGUGCUCAUGCCGGUCUUUGCAUUGGGUAUGGCACAAGAGUUGCUACUCAUCUUAGAAGAAUACUGGGGGAAACACUCAGAACUCCAGAAAAUACCCAUCUACUACGCGAGUAAUCUUGCUCGAAAGUGUAUGGUUGUCUACCAGACCUACGUCGGUGCAAUGAACGACAACAUCAAGCGUUUGUUUCGAGAACGCAUGGUCGAAGCUGAGGCCGGCGGCGAGGGAGCAGGGAAAGGUGGUCCUUGGGACUUUAAAUAUAUUCGUUCCCUGAAGAACCUCGACCGAUUUGACGAUGUUGGAGGCUGUGUGAUGCUUGCUAGUCCGGGUAUGCUCCAGAACGGAGUUAGCCGAGAGCUCCUGGAGAGGUGGGCACCGAACGAGAAGAACGGUGUGAUCAUCACAGGCUACAGCGUUGAGGGAACUAUGGCCAAGCAAAUUGUCACGGAACCAGACCAGAUCCAGGCGGUGAUGUCUAGGAAUAUCAAUGCCGUCAGGAGAGGGCCAAGUGGAGAGGGUGACAAAGUUAUGAUACCCCGGAGGUGUAGCGUCGAGGAGUACUCCUUCGCCGCACAUGUCGACGGCAAUGAGAACAGGGAGUUCAUUGAGGAGGUCGCCGCUCCAGUAGUGAUUCUUGUCCAUGGCGAGCAACACAAUAUGAUGCGGCUGAAAUCCAAGCUCUUAUCCCUCAACAACGCAAAGCCGGAAAACGAGAAGACCAAGGUCUACAGUCCGCGCAACUGCGAAGAACUCAAAAUUCCCUUCAAGUCGGACAAGGCUGCAAAAGUCGUGGGCCACCUGGCUGCGGUACCACCCCCAAACAAGCUCGCAAAAGCCGAGAACGAGAAUGGUCCCGUGGCUCCUUUGGUCACGGGCGUUUUAGUGCAAAACGACUUCAAGAACUCCGUGAUGGACCCAGAAGACCUGCGCGAGUAUGCAGGCCUGACAGCAUCGAUGAUGGCUUCCAAGCAAAAACUUACCUUGAGUGCCGCCGGCAUAGAUCUCGUCAAGUGGGCUCUUGAGAGCACAUUUGGGAGCAUUGAGGAACUACCAGAGUCGAAGGACCGCGCUGUGAAGAAUGGCAAAGAAUCGAACGGGGACGAGAAGAUGGAAGAAGCCGACGAAGAAGUUGCCCGGCUUGUUGCUGCUUACUUAGUCAUGGGCUGUGUGACGGUCCGGUACCGCAACAAUGGCGAAGUUGAGCUCGAAUGGGAGGGUAAUAUGCUGAACGACGGAAUCGCCGACACCAUCAUCGCCGUCUUACUCUCGACAGAGAGCAGUCCCGCGGCUGUCAAGCAGUCCGCAAGCAAACACCCGCAUACCCACGGCCUGCCGGACCGCAAUCCACACGCCAACCUAUCACCUCAGGACCGACUGGAGCGCCUCUUCCUCUUCCUGGAAGCCCAGUUCGGUGCUGAUGCUGUCACACCAGUAGCAGUCCCAAAACUAGCACCGUUGACGAAAGACGCCAAGGCGCAUAAAGCAGGGUCCGACGCUGGGUCGGACGCAUCUAUGGAGUUGUCGGAUGAGGACGAAGAGGAAAAGCUGCUUGAGCUGAGGCAGAAAACGGAGAUUGAGCGGCUGCAUAAAAUGGGCAUUCCCGUUCCUGGAGUCAGUAUCAAGGUUGACAAGAUGAUCGCAACGGUUUGGCUUGAGGAUCUUGAGGUGGAGUGCCCGAAUCGAGUCUUUGCCGAUCGGGUCAGGGCCGUUGUGGAGAGGGCUGUUGAGGUCACGGCUCCUCUGUGGGCAUAA
Pseudomassariella vexata is the source of this 2505-nucleotide messenger RNA. Its product is annotated as putative cleavage and polyadenylation specifity factor, 73 kDa subunit. Gene Ontology annotation, molecular function: RNA binding; 5'-3' exonuclease activity; RNA endonuclease activity. The record is from RefSeq and is a predicted model, not a curated record. Gene Ontology annotation, biological process: mRNA 3'-end processing by stem-loop binding and cleavage. The transcript has 4 exons. Gene Ontology annotation, cellular component: mRNA cleavage and polyadenylation specificity factor complex. Bases 1 to 2505 code for a protein of 834 amino acids. Lineage: Eukaryota; Fungi; Ascomycota; Sordariomycetes; Amphisphaeriales; Pseudomassariaceae.